Messenger RNA from Ostertagia ostertagi, 693 nucleotides. Lineage: Eukaryota; Metazoa; Nematoda; Chromadorea; Rhabditida; Trichostrongylidae. The record is from the annotation of a GenBank genome assembly.
AUGAUGUACGAAGUGCAACCUUACGCGAAGACUGCAGCAUUCCUUACACGCUCCAGGACGAGCUCUGUUCAUGGAUUAAAAGAGGCAACACAUCAGCAGCAGACCACUACCAGGAAACACCAGACUACCACUGAAACUAGAAGGAAAUCCGCAAAACCUGCUGCUAUCUCAAUCAUGGAAAGCAACAAAACAACUCAAGCUGCACAAUCUGCGACAGAAUUUCCUGCUCAACUGGAAGAUCAGGCUUCUUGCCACUGCGAUCAUGGCUUCGCUGGACCACACUGCACUGUUAACAAAAGCAGCCUGAGUUGGCACUCUCCAAAGAAGGUCUCCAUUCUCUCUGCCUCUACAGCAAGCGUAUUAGUACUGUCAUCAAACGAAAUAUUAACGAUGGUAAUUAAAGGAGUUCUUCUCAUAUAUUUGCCAAACAUCGAACAAAGCCGAACUGUUCUCUGCAUUACUACUGUUGCUGGUGCGCUUCUGAUUAUUUCUUCAUUGGCGUAUGAGGAGAAGUAUUCUACAUUGACAUGGUAUGCCAUGCGAUUCUUGCCUGCACGUUAUUCGCCCUCGUUCGACUCAGUGACGAUGUUCACUCAGAAGGAAAUUUGCGAUGCGUUUGUGCAGGGAAAAAGUGCAGCGCCAAGCACCAAAGUUUUCAAGGCAAGGUACCGCCUUGGUGCCCCAGCUGAUCCG